CCUUUUCUUGACACAAUCUCCAUCCCCACAUUUUCUCCAACUCUCCGCAACUCCACACUCUGGCAACGGUUCUGUCGAAGCCGACAUGAACUACUAUCUCUGAAAGCAAGACAUUGCAAGGCUUGCUGCUAUCGCAUUGCUAUGCUAUUCUUUCUCAAGUUCUUGGUCAAGAUCGUACCUUUUGGUGUCGCGGACAGCCCAGUCAGCAUUGAAGUUCUAGAUCAUUAUGAUGAUCUCAUCAAGACUUGCCUUUAAUAAGUCGAUUGUUACUCUCGGCCAGGUAGAUGCUCCAACCUCGAUCAGCCUGGACAAGGACUUAACCGCGGAUUACCUAUACUACGCUAAGCAGUCAUGGCUCGUUAAGCCGAACGCGUUCCAUGUUGGGCUACCUUCAAUGAGCCCAGCAUCGGAAUGCCAUAUGCCAUAAAGCUUUCAAAUUUACAAUGGCUUGGCCAACAUCCUCAUGCCACACUCGGCCGUCCACAAGUGUUACAAACAAACCCUCGGUGUUACUGGGAAGGUCACCCUCAAAUUCGCAAACAACCUUGCAGUUCCACGUGAUCUCACGAAGAGCUCGGAUUUGGCAGCAGCGUCACGUUACCAAGACUUCAUUCUCGGUAUCAUGGCCAAUCCUCUGUUCCUCGGACAGCAGUGUCCUUCUGAAGUUCUGGCAACACCCAAUCUCAACUUGACUGCUCUGACCGCAGAUCAGAUCUCGUACUCCACUUUUGAUCUCUCUCAAUUUGCCUCUGAGCCUGCAGGCGGAUUCGCGAGCUACAUCAAUAAUAGCAGUGAUCCUCUCUGACCAAUAUGUGCCGACCUUACCGAGGUCCAACAAAACGGAUGGCAAAUCGGUCAGAAAUCUAAUGACUAUGCUUACAUUACGCCUCAAUACGUUUGUCAGCCAUUAGGCUACGUUUGGAACACUUUCAAGCCUUCCGGGAUCCUGAUCGCUGAGUUCGGCUUCAAUCCCUUCAUGGAGUCGGAGAAGAAGCCUGUAGAGCAGCUUUACGAUCUCGAGAGAUCGCUGUAUCAUGAAGGCUUCCUGAAAGAGACGCUAAAGUCCAUGCAUCUGGAUGGAGUCAAUGUUAUUGGUGGAAUUUUGUCGACAACAACGAGUUCGAGUCUUUUGAAAUCAGUAUGGUCUUUAGACGGUCAACAGGACCAGUGGCAAGUUUGAGAGGCAUUACAAGAGGAGUUCUUCGAUCUCGUUGAUUUCUUCCACAAGCAC
Aureobasidium pullulans EXF-150 is the source of this 1231-nucleotide messenger RNA. RefSeq lists its product as uncharacterized. The coding region runs from base 464 to 805 and encodes 113 amino acids. The record is from RefSeq and is a predicted model, not a curated record. The transcript has 2 exons. NCBI's taxonomy places the organism in Eukaryota, Fungi, Ascomycota, Dothideomycetes, Dothideales, Saccotheciaceae.